CAGCACAGAGGGAGGAGAGAAAGACACCUCUAUAAAUUCAUCUCUCUUUUUCCCAUGUCUCCCUAUUUCACAACCGUCCUGGGGAGGGAAGAGCAAAGCUAACUGGUGGCCAUGAUUCAGCCAGCACUUCUACUCCUGCUACUGGCAGCCAUGUCCUCACCAGUGUUUGGGACUGAGAUAUCAGUACUAGAGGGAACCGCUGUUACCCUUGUCUGCUCAUACCUUUGGGGUAUAAAGCUUGAGACAUGCUGGGGCAGAACUUGUGGAAUAUUUCAGUGUACUGAUCCCAUAAAGGAAGAUCAAUCCAAAUAUGAAGUUAAUGCUGGAGAUCGAACAGUGAAUCUCACCAUUUUAAACCUAAAGCCUGCAGACAGUGUGAGCUACUGCUGCAGAGUUAAUGUCCCUGGAUGGUUCAAUGAUCUUAAACAGUCAUAUAGCCUGAGGGUAGUCAAAGCUUGUGGGAGGGACCUACUGUAUGGAGUGGAUUUCCGGGGGAACAAUAUUGAGUAUCAGCCACUCAAAACUGAAAAUGCAAGUCGUUGCGGGCAGGAAUGCACCAAAAAAGACAACUGCCAGUUCUUCACAUUUGUUGGGGAAAAGGCAGACAUAAUAGACAACAGAAACAAGUGUUUCCUGAUGGCCUCAUCUGGUAAAAUUACAGUACAACCCCUCGAACAUGCAACCUCAGGCUACUCUCUGAGAAACUGCAGUGGAAAAGUCACAUACUCAACCAAAAAGUACAACCUUGUCCUUGAAAUGAAAAACUGGACUGAAUCACAAGUGUAUUGCAGACAGCACUACACAAACCUGUCCAUCAUACACACAGAACAGGAUUGGAAGGAAGUUCAAUCCACUCUGAGUCAUUUCAAUGGUGGUGUGUGGAUUGGGCUCCAUGGAGAUACACCUAAUCCAGAUGAAAAGUGGAGGUGGUCUGAUGGGGAGGACUUCAUGUUCUUUAACUGGAAAACGGGCUAUGGUGGCCAGAACAAUCAUGACUGCACCAUUUCUUAUUCAUCUCAAUGGAUGACAGUAGGGUGUACAGCUGCAUAUCAAUAUAUGUGUCAACGAGUUCAACCUGGUAAUGGAACAACAGAGAAGGAGUAUGAGCUGAUGCCUGGGCCAAAGACUCAGAAGGCUGCUGAGACAGACUGCAGGACAAUAAACGGCAGAGAACUGGCGAGCAUCUGUAACCAGAAAGAACAGGAAGCCUUUGAUGAGGUGACUACAGGGAACACCUGGAUUGGACUUGAGAACAACAACAAACUAUGGAAGUGGUCAAAUGGAGAACCAUUUCAUCAAUGGAAAAAUAACAUGGGAGAUGGAAACUGUGUACAGCUGGACUCAGACAGAAAAUGGACACCAAAAGAUUGCUCUCGUCAAAGUGCUUUCCUUUGCUAUGGAGAUGAACGUCCACUUAACACCACUGGGGAUUUGAUCAUUCCUGUUACCCCUGAAACCACCAGCCAUACUUCAACUGGACCUCCCUCUAUCAAGACAUCCACCACAACACCUCCCACUUUACUACCUACUACUACAAAUGGACAGUCCAUCACCUCAACACCCACCACUACUAUUGGACAGUCCACCACCUCACCACCUACCACUACUAUUGGACAGUCCAUCACCUCACCAACUACCACUACUACUGAACAGUCCACCACCUCACCAACAACCACCACUAUUGGACAGUCCACCACCUCACCAACUACCACUACUAAUGGACAGUCCACCACCUCACCAACAACCACCACUAUUGGACAGUCCACCACCUCACCAACCUCAACUUCCAGUGGACAACUGACCUCAUCGUGUCCCACCUCCCCAGACAGGAAUCCCACAUCCUCACCCAGUAGUACAACUUCUCCACUCCAUCCUGAUUACCUGCACUACUUCAACGAGUCCAGGAGCUGGAUCAAUGCUCUGGAGUUCUGUAAAAGUCAUGGCUCCAAGUCCAACCUGGUACACAUCACCAACCAGACCGUGCAGACUGACUUGAUCCAGCUCCUGGCCAAUGUGGAGCUGCCAUGUGGGGGAGUGUGGAUUGGUCUGGAGCGGUCCAUCUUUGAGUGGAGCGCCCCCUGGCUGUGGACCAGUGGGGAUGUUGGUAAGGUGGUGAAGUACAGAGAGUGGCACAGCUGCUUCCCUCUCAACCCUAUCAAUUACCACUGUGGUAAGAUGGUCCGGGUUGACAACGGAGAACUGAAGUGGCUGGAUGCUUCCUGUCAUCAGGAAUUACCCUUCAUCUGUCAAGAUCUCCACUAGAGGGCUCACCAUGGCAGCCUGGACAGUCUGCAGACAGACACUACGUAACACCAUAGCUGAUCUAAUCUACCAGAGAGACUACCACACUCAAGGUCUGGAAGGAACCUGCAUUUCAAUUCAUUAUAUUGUUACACUACUAUUACUAUUAUUAUUAUUAUUAUUACUGUUAUUAUUAUUUAUAUUAUUAUUAUUAUUAUUAUGAUUACAACUUUUUAUUACUUGUAUUUAUCAUUUUCACUAUUCGAUUGUAUUACUUAAUGAUACUGUAUGUUCACUCAUAACCAUUGCUAUUUGACUGUUAUUAACUGUACUAAUUUGAUUGUUUAAAUAGAGUAGAUAACUCGUGUGAUCACUAUAGCCUACUGUAGAAGAUGACUAGUUAGCAAGUGGUUAGAGCGGCAGGUAGCCUAGUGGUUAGAGCGUUGGACUAGUAACCGAAAGGUUGCAAAAUUGCAUCCCCGAGCUGACAAGGUAAAAAUAUGUCGUUCUGCCCCAGAACAAGGCAGU
Molecule: messenger RNA, 2769 nt
Organism: Salmo salar (Atlantic salmon)
Lineage: Eukaryota; Metazoa; Chordata; Actinopteri; Salmoniformes; Salmonidae
Source: RefSeq, a predicted model, not a curated record